This is a messenger RNA of Aphidius gifuensis, 1159 nucleotides long. RefSeq lists its product as uncharacterized. Lineage: Eukaryota; Metazoa; Arthropoda; Insecta; Hymenoptera; Braconidae. Bases 586 to 1020 code for a protein of 144 amino acids. The transcript has 3 exons. The record is from RefSeq and is a predicted model, not a curated record.
UGUUACAUAGAAAUUUAAAAGUGAGAUGCCAUAGCUUGUUCUACGUAGAAUUAAUAUUAUAAACCAUUAUAAUAAAAUAAAAAGUCAAGAAGGAAAAAUUAAUAUGUUGUUUAAUGUAGAAAAAAACAAUAGCAAUAUAAAUUACUUAUUGGCAGCUAAUUUGAGUACAGUUUUAUAUAAAAUACAUUUUAAAAUAAAAAUAUAUAAAAUAUAUAUAUUAAAUAAAUGUGUAAAAGUAAGAUGCCAAAACCUGUUAUAUGUAGAAUUAAUUUUAUAAGUUAUUAAAAUAAGAUGAAAAGUCAAGAAGGAGAAAUUGAUAUGUUUUUUAAUGUAGAAAAAACAGUAGCAAUAUUAAUCAUUUAACUUGUAUGUCUUUAUGCAAUUGUUCGUAAAAUUGAUAUUGUUGCAAAUAUCUUAUGAAAUUAGAGAUGAAACAGGAACAAUAACAGCAGUGCGUUGGCUUGAAACUGAAGACCGAGAUGAUAAUAUUCAAGUUAAUAAAUAUGCCAAAACAAUUGUAAAAUUGAUAUUGUUGCAACAAAAAUAUCUCAUGAUAUUGGAGAUGAAACAGGAACAAUAGCAGCAAUGCGUUGGUUGAAAACUGAAGAUCGAGAUGAUAAUAUUCAAAUUAAUAAAUAUGCUAGAAUAAUUGGAACUGUACGUAAACAAGUUGAACUUGGUCGUUAUUUCUUUAUAUUAAAUAUGGAACCAGUAAAAAAACUUUUUCUUGUUUAUUCACACUUAAUAGAAAUAACAGAUAUGGCUCUUUAUGAAGAACAAGGUGCAGAAAAUGGUAUAGAUAAUGGAAAUUGUCAUGAUGAUAACGAUGUUAGUGAUGGUGUUAUUCAAAGACAUGGUAAAGAUCCUUCAAUUGUUUCACAGAUUAUUCGUAAUUGUUCUGAUGAAGAAAAUGGUUUUGAAAGAAAAGAUGUUGCAUCAAAAUUACCAAGUCAUAUUACUACUGCACAAAGUGAUGAAAUACUUCCACUAAUAUUAAUUAUUUAUUGUCGGCUAAUUUGAGUACAGUUUUAUAUAAAAUACAUAUAAAGAUAAAAAUAUAAAAAAUAUAUAUGUCACGUAGAAAUUUAAAAGUAAGAUGUCAAAACUUGUUCUACGUAGAACUUAUAUUAUAAAUUGUUAAAAUAAGGUAAAAAAUCAA